Molecule: messenger RNA, 648 nt
Organism: Notechis scutatus (mainland tiger snake)
Lineage: Eukaryota; Metazoa; Chordata; Lepidosauria; Squamata; Elapidae
Source: RefSeq, a predicted model, not a curated record
AUGGAAGACUCUCCGCCAAAGAAAUCCCCACAGUUUGCAGCCUUGGAGACAGGUCCUGGACCUGGAUAUUAUAGCUUACCUCCAACAAUUGGAUUUGUCAGCCAUGAUUACACCCGCUUCACCAGUCCUGCUUAUUCCUUUCGUCAGAGGCUCAACAAUCGUGGUCUGCCUCAAAGCCCCGGACCAGGUACAUACAGUCCAGAGAAGCUGGGACCCAGCCUUCAGCAGAGGGCGCCCUCCUUCUCCAUAGCUGCCCGCACCAAAUCCCGUCCCGUGGACCCCGUGCCGGCUUCCAACAGCUACAUCCUCCCCUCCCUGCUCAGAGCACGGAUCCCCAACAGGCCCUCCAAGGCCACCCAUGUUCUCUCCGGCAAGAACGCCAAAGGCAGCGCUUCUAAGGACCCUCGCCAAAUGCCUGGCCCCACCAGCUACAAGCCCCACGCACCCGCCGUCUGCUUCGGCCGCCCCCCAGCUUUCUCCAUGUUGAAGAGGCUCCAGAAACCCACGAGGGCCUUCCAGACUCCUGGGCCAGGAGCCCACAGCCCAGAAAAAGUGACCAUUCACAGGACAGGGGCGCCUUCCUACUCUUUUGGGGUCCGUCACUCCGAAUAUCUCAUGCCGUUCAUCCCUGAUGCUCCAGAGUGGUAG